AUGAGGGUGAGCAAGAUAACAGAUGUGAUAAUUACGAGUCCUGAUGAUCCCGAAUACAUUGCCGGGUUGGUUGGCUUGUGUUUGACGUUGGAGGGAAUUGAGUCAAGUACGUUCGAUGUAGGGGCUUGGAAGAAGCCUUACUUGUUUGAUAGAGAGUAUACCUCAAAUAAGGUGAUGUACAAACUCUGGUGGAGAGGCGUUGACUUGCAAAGUCAUGCUCCCAACCAAACUGUUGGAACGGAUCAAACGUUCGAUAUAUACAAGAAACUCAGGCAAUCAUUACGGUUCAUCCGGGUAUGGGGACCACCUGGUCUUUAUAAAGCGCUCUCCCCGUCGCUGAGGCUCACAGCUCGCUUGAGGAAGCUGUGUUUGGAGAUUGUCGAAAUUCCAGAACUUUCAGAAGGAAUGCCGUUGGUUCCGAAUUUGCUAAGUCGAUGGGACCCUUGCCUUGAACUCUACGUCCAGUCGGCCACAUGUACGCGGGUUAGCAAUGAUGCUUCCCCCGACCCAGGGAAUCCCUUGCCGAAGAAACGGAGACUGGAAGAAGAAAAUGACAUAGUAGAAAACGGCGAAAAAACGGAGGAUGGUCGAGAAAAGAAUGCUCAUGGUGGAGAUAAGGAAAAUGAUGAUGGAGAGGAAGAGAAUGAUAAAGAAGUGAAGAAUGACGGAAAAUCAGGGACUAGAAAUCCGUCUAGGGUCUACUCGAUUCCGUUAAUUUGCGGUCGGGGUAGAAAGCAGCUUGGCAAAUUUUUGGUUGAGAAAGCGAAGGCCUUGAACAUCCCCCCUGGUAAAGAUUUCGCCAAGCUCAAGUCUGGGGAAACAGUGACCUUGAAAGACGGCCGGGUAAUUCAGCCUCUCGACGUCUGUGAACCGUCAGUGGAAGGGGUCCCCUACAUCAUUCUGAACUGCAGCGGCGAAGAUGACGUUCGAUGCAUCCAAACGCUUCCAGGGUUCGCCCAAAGGUGCCGAGAAUUCGGCACACGAGGAGGGCUAAUCAUCAAUAUGUCCUCCGCAGAGGCCAAUGUACCCGAACGACUGCUUGGUAGUAAGCUUUUCGGCGAUCUUAGGAAUCAGAUUGUCAAUGUUCAAUGCUCCGAAAAUAGCUGUUACGCUGAGCACUUGUCAGGUAUCAAACCACUCGAGUCAGACAUGCAACCGCCACCCAUACUCUUUAUCAACACCCAGUUAGCGUUGAACGAAAUACCUGCAAGCCCGUUCAUUGAUCAGCAAGCUUUGAUUAAGGCGCUCAGUACGGAUCUACCAGAUUUAUUCGCUCACAAUGAAAUAACGUGUCCGAAACCUUCAUGGUUCGGCCGAAGAAUACCAAUGAUUCCAUCGGCGAAAGUAUACACUGCUCUAGUCACAAAACGUGCUGGAGGACGCUCUGAUAAUAAGAUGGACUGUAUUGAAUGCUUGGAUAUUGCGUCCAGUGCCGAUAAAGUCUCUGGGGACCUCCUGAGUAGCAUUAGGAAGAACAACGCAGAUUUAGCCUCGUUUGAAACUUCUUUCAAGCAGUUGCGGCGUCAAAAUAUGUUAACGCACACGUGUGCGAUUACAGAUUCCAUUCCUGCUGAUCUUUCUGUAACUCUUCUUGGUACAGGCGCAGCCGUCCCGUCGAAAUUUAGGAACGUUAGUUCAACAUUGCUUCGGUUUGGUGACGAUUUCUCCGUGCUGUGCGAUUGCGGAGAAGGAACCUUGGUUCAAAUUUUUCAGGCAACGAGUGCACCGCAAGCGCAGCGGCUGGUCCAGAGCAUACGUUGCGUGUUCAUUUCUCACAAGCAUGGGGAUCAUAUCAACGGCCUUCCUGAAUUCUCUCAUUAUCAAUAUAAGCGCGGAGAUCGGCGCUGUGAUAAGCUGACUAUUGUGGCCCCUGAUGAGAUGUUUGAUUGGUGUCGCAGGACGUGUGCUCCCCAUCACUUUAUCGCUUGCGAAGAUUUCUUGGUUGGGCUGACACCGGUUCUGACAUCAACUGGCUUAUCGCUUUUGUUGCGGACAGCCUACGUCGACCACGUCGGGAGAUUUAACAUUAGUACCACCUCAUUCGGAGCGCGUUUUCGGGUCACUCCUGGUCCUGCUUCCUCACAUUGUGACGAGUUACAGAAAUUGGGGAAUGUGCUGCUGGAGAUGACCGAUGAGCGCGUCGCCGUGAGUUCCGCCGACAAUUUGGUUUCUGGCGGCGCAAGCACGUGUGUGGCUUGCCGUCAGCAUAUCGACAUCGGAUUCAGCGGAGAUUUGAGUCCCACACCGGAUUUCAGUCGGCUCAUCGAAGGCGUCGAUAUUUUGAUCCACGAAGCCACCUUCGAGGAUGAGCUGGCGCACGAGGCCGUAGCUAGGAAACACUGUACAGUAAGUCACUGCGUGGAAGCCGGUCUGUCAAGCCGUUGUCGGGCCUUGAUCAUGACGCACUUCUCUCAACGAUAUCCUUCCAUACCACGAAUUCGAGUCCCUGUGGGUUCACUAAGUCCUGCGAUCAUUGCCUUUGGCAUGGACUUUUUGCGGGUCCCUAUGACCUGGUGCCGUGAAGCAGACCUGUCAUCCGUUGGUGAAGCAUUCCGCACUCACAGAAAGGUGAUUGCAUCUCUCCAAGAAAAUCUCGUACGACUGACGGCCGACGAUGACGCCUAG
Gregarina niphandrodes is the source of this 2625-nucleotide messenger RNA. Its product is annotated as putative ribonuclease Z. The record is from RefSeq and is a predicted model, not a curated record. Gene Ontology annotation, biological process: mitochondrial tRNA 3'-end processing. Gene Ontology annotation, cellular component: mitochondrion. Bases 1 to 2625 code for a protein of 874 amino acids. Lineage: Eukaryota; Apicomplexa; Conoidasida; Eugregarinorida; Gregarinidae. The transcript is spliced from 2 exons. Gene Ontology annotation, molecular function: 3'-tRNA processing endoribonuclease activity.